Messenger RNA from Pocillopora meandrina, 3395 nucleotides. NCBI's taxonomy places the organism in Eukaryota, Metazoa, Cnidaria, Anthozoa, Scleractinia, Pocilloporidae. The record is from the annotation of a GenBank genome assembly.
AUGGCGAGCGUGAACUCAGCGACGCCGAUGAAAAAAGCUGAUCUAGGGUUAUUGGAAGAAGAUGACGAAUUUGAAGAGUUUCCUGCAGAAGGUAACACCUAUCCUUUUAUCGGUCACUUAUCGUAACUCCCAUUUCUUGUAGCACGAUAUUUUAAAGUUUUGUUUAGUGUUUAGUGUCUACGACUAUCGAGACAAAAAAGACAAGAAGUAAUUCAUCUUAUUUGAAUUUAGAGGAUCUUCGUUAAGUUGUUUUGAAUCUGAUCCCCUGGCCAUCGAUCUUUCACUUUCUUUAAUUUGCAUCACCUUGUUUAGACUGAAUUCAAGUGAUCCAGGUAAAUAUCCCAUAAAACCUCCAAUAGCUUUACAACGAAACAUGUGGAAUCGAGUUUUCAAAACUAUGUCUAGUACCCAAAGCUCAAGGCACUCUUUUAUACCUCCCAUAAAAGUAAUGAAAAAGAAAAAUCUUCCCGUCGCACACAGCUGUUUAAACAAGUUUCAUCUCACAACUGAAAAAUAUUUCUGAUAGGAAUUGCAAAAGGAAAGAAAAGCAAAGCGGAACAAUGCGAAUCACGAAAGAAUACUUUAUAGGUUUCUUUUAUUAAUUUUCAGAGGAAGAUUUCCAGUUAGCCUCAACUUCAUGAACUCAACCUAGUUUUUGUGGCUACUGUCCAAAGCUAUGAUGUUUGUGACCUUUGGCUCUUUUUAUCACUCAGACCAGAAUUAAAGCCCUUUUGAUUACUAAUAGAUACAGACCAACAAGUUCUUUGAUGGUCACCUCAUAAGAAUAAGAGCAAAACACAAAACAUCAGGAAUUUUGAAUUGCAAGAAUACUAUGCAAACUAUUUAUUUUUUGGCUAAUAAUAUACAUGGAAAAAUUACUCAGUUCUGACUGGUUGAGAUAGAUGCAGGUUUCAGGUAAUUCAGUGCAGAAGAGAGUUAAUUCAGUGCAAAGAAAGUAACAAAUCAGACAUUCUGAUUGGUCAAUAAUCAAAGAAACUCACAGACAACCAAUCAAAUGCGAGCCUUGGAUAUCACAACAAAAUUUGAAAAUUUGUGAGAGAAACAAUGGCCAGUGUUUUAGGUAGGUUUUCUUUUGCCACCGCAGCUGAAAAACAGCUCAAACAAUGAAAAACACAGUAAAAAGCACUGCUUUUUGGUUGUUGGUUUGAAAAAAGUGGUGUUUAGGGAAGGGAAUAGCCAUUCAUUAUUAGUAUAGGUAAUCACAUGAUUUUGAGUGCAAUUUGGAAUAAAUAAGCAGGAGUAAAUUUUUUCAGACUAACAAAAUUGUACAAGCCUGUAGGGUGAGUGCAAUUUGUGGUCUUUAAAAAAAUAAACAAGUGUUUAUUUAUUCCAAAUUGCACAAGAAAUAUCAUGUGAUUAUGUGUCAAUAAUAAUCAAGAAAAAAUAAAAGAUGGCUUAUCAUAAUUAAGCACAGGCAAAGCGCGUGCGUCAAGUGCAAAAAUAAUUCAUUCAAACUGUGCAUUCAGUCAAAACAACCGCAUAGGAUCAAAACAAUAAUAUGCAAUGGUAUCUUCACAUCUUUAAGGCACAAAAAAGUUCAAAGUCCGGCGAAACAGUUCCAGGAAUUGUUCAGUCUGUGUCUGAAUCACUUUUGACGAAAUGGAAUUGUUGCUUCCAAGGGUUAACCAUGUUUGUUUUUAAUUUUGGUGUUGUAUUGCUUGAGUAGGGGUUUAAGCUGGGUCAGUUUGUAAUUUUCGAUUUCCUUGCAAAUUGACCUAAGGUGACUUGUGUUAUUAUUUUAGCUAUGCAAACUAAUUAUAAAUGGUAUGACUGAGCAAUAUUACAUCUGCAUGGUAUGAUUUCUAAUGUGGUCUUUGCUGAGUAAUGGAGCUCUACUUUCUAAGGUUUGGUAUUACAUGUAAAAUAUCUUAUUUACUAUGGAGGGUGUCCUCUCAUCAUUUACUCAUGGGUUAACCACCAUUAUGGUAACUCUUUUACCAGAGUGGACAGCUGUGGAUGAAGACCAGGCUGACAUACAUGUUUGGGAGGAUAAUUGGGAUGAUGAUACUGUAGAGGAUGACUUCUCAAAUCAGCUAAGGUACAACGUGGGUACUUACAAAUUACCACCUAUGACUUAUUCGUCUUAGAUUGUGUAACAUAUCAAAGCACAAGGGACAUCCCAAUUUCUUGUCCCUUCAGUGGAGAAAUAUUUUGGCAGUGAAAUAAAUGGGGCAUCAUUGUAAAGAAAUUUCUAAGAAAUGUGACAAACUACUGAAAAGAGACAAACUCAGAAGACUCAAAGCUGAUCAAGGAUAUACAAAUAUCAAGUUAGAAGUAACCUUUAUCAUGGUUCUAGUUGCCUUAUUAAAGUUGGUGAGUCAAGUUUGUAACCAUGCUAUAUUUCUUCAAUUACUAGUUGCACAAAUUUGUGUUUUAAUCAGCAUUAGUAAAUGGUCAGAGAAAUAGUUUUGUCUCCCCUUGAUUUUAAAACGUGAUGGUUGUUUUUCAGUUUCUUUUAAAACAGAUAUGGAAUUUUAAAAUGAAAAAAAUUCAAAAUGAAUACCGAAGAGUAACCUUUAGUACCAAAGUGUGCUGACCAUUUUGAAGACAAGGAUUUCAGACAGCUGAACUAGGAGAUUGAAAGAUUGCACCUGUCCUUCAUUAUGUUUAUGGUCAACAAGUGGCUAUUUCCAAAAGAAAUAAUGCCACUAAGACCACUGCUAGUCAUUUAGUUGUUUAAGAACUAUGACCAGCAGGUGACCUUAGGCAAUUUCUUGAGUUUCAACAUCCAUGGCUAUGUAUUCUGAGAAAGGGUAAACUGAGCAUUUGACAUGACAUUUAUAAAUCCCCUUUACGGCUUUACAGAUCUCAACAAAAUAUAGUGUCACUUUAAUCUUAAGUCACAAAAUCACCUAAAAGUGCUUUAUGAGAUACAUUUGCUUCCCUUUUGUGCCCAUUUCUUUUUUUUUUCAAAAGUUUGUUUUUCCAGUUCAAGGCUGUUUAUAAUCUCAAAUACAAACUCCAUAUCUUUUGUUGCUGAUUCCUAUAAACCACAGUCUUUUGAGUGCUGAUUUAUCAGUGAAUAGGCAAGAUAAGAAGCAAUAUCACCAAUUAGAUGUUGUCUGCAGCAUAUACUUUAGCAGCCAUUUUGAAUUCUUGUUUACCCAUUUCAAACCACAUUACCACAUAGCUAAAAAUGUCUCUUCCUGAGCAAACUCAGCUGUAAUAUCUCAAAAACAGUGUAUGCUAAUAGGCACUUGAACUCUUGAUCCCACAAAAAAGUUCAGGUCUAGCUGCAAAUUGCAUCCUCAAGAACAGCUGUAAAAUGAUGAGUUAAUCAAUGCUAAUAUAAGUUUCAUUUAUCCAUGUUUUUUAGGGCAGAACUGGAAAAGAAUGGUCACCAAGUGGAGCAAGCAGAGCCAAUGAAAACAUGA